AUGAACUUAAUACACAAUCCUCUUAAAAGGAGGCGGCGAGCGUCGCCCCCGCGCGCCGCGUUAACCAGAUUAGCGGAGCGGAGAGCGAGGUGGGGCGCGGCGGACACCUCGGCGCGCGGGAAAAACAACGCGCGGCGCCGGCCCCGCCCCGCGGGGCGCUGCGGGGCGCCGCGCGCGCCAUUGGCCGGGCGGGAGGGUGUCGCUGCCGGCGCCGCCGCCGCCGCCGCAGCCGCCGGCCAGUCGUUUGACGCCUGCCGCGCGAGCGGCCGCACCGACCGUCGCGAGUGUCGCUGUCGUAGUGCGCGAUCGAGCCGCCGCGAGCCGCCGGCCGGCGCGGCAUGGACCUUGCAUGAGCGGCCGCCCGCGCGACCGCUGGAGCCGACGGGCACGCCGGCCGUGGAGCGCGCGCCGUGGGUCCCGGGCGGCGCGGGCAUGCGCUUCGAGGGCGCCGAGCGGCGCGACGCCGUGGCCUUCCACCCGCUGCUGGCGCCGCGCCCCAGCGACUUCUCGGUGUCGGCGCUGCUGACGGCGGGCGCGCUGCCGCCGCCGCCCUACCUGCCAGCGGCACUGGCGGCCGCCGCCGCGCUGUCCGCGCCCUGUCCGCUGCUCAAGCCGCCACCGCCGCCCUAUGCGCCACUGCCUCCCGACGACGACGGCGUCGUCGACGACCCCAAGGUCACCCUCGAGGGCAAGGACCUAUGGGAGAAGUUCCACAAGCUCGGCACCGAGAUGGUGAUCACCAAGAGUGGCAGACAAAUGUUCCCACAAAUGAAGUUCCGCGUCUCAGGACUGGACGCGAAAGCGAAAUACAUCCUACUGCUUGACAUCGUCGCGGCUGACGACUACCGAUAUAAAUUUCACAACAGCCGGUGGAUGGUGGCCGGCAAGGCGGAUCCUGAGAUGCCGAAGAGGAUGUACAUCCACCCGGACUCGCCGUCUACCGGCGAGCAGUGGAUGCAGAAGGUGGUUUCCUUCCACAAGCUCAAGCUGACCAACAACAUCAGCGACAAACACGGAUUCGAGCUCAUCUAUAACCAAAGUCAACGGAUGUUGUCAAAGUUGCUGUGGCCCAAUCCAGUGCCUAGUGCGCCAAGAGAUCCCCACUCGGAUCAUUUGACGAUCCUGAACUCGAUGCACAAGUACCAGCCGAGGUUUCACCUGGUGCGCGCCAACGACAUCCUGAAGCUGCCCUACUCCACCUUCAGGACAUACGUCUUCAAGGAGACGGAGUUCAUCGCUGUCACAGCGUAUCAGAACGAAAAGAUAACACAAUUGAAGAUAGACAACAACCCGUUCGCCAAAGGCUUCCGGGAUACAGGCGCCGGCAAAAGAGAGAAGAAUUUGUCGGUGUACCGCAGGCAGGCGCUGUUGACGGCGCGCUCGGACACGCGGGACGACGACGACGAGCGGCCGCUCGACGUCGGAGGACCCUCCAGCCCUCCGCCGCCGCCGCCCUCCACGCAGCACACCUCCAGCUCAUGGUUCAGUUCUGGAGGUGGCGGCGACUCUGGCGCCGAAGAAGCCGGUUCCGAUUCCUCGUGCUCGGGCGGCGCACGGGCCUCCUCACCCCCCGCGGGACCCUCGCGUCCCUCCCCCGCCCCCGACGUCUCCCUCGGACCGCCGGUACAACCUCCACUACUCCCUUACCUUUACCCUCCUUCGUUAUACCCGCCUCCCUUCUUUCCGCCGCAUCAAAUGCCUCCAGGGCUGCUGUUCAAUCUUCACCCGCUGCUGCAGCAGUACUCGCUGCCGCCACCACCUGCGCCUCCUGCGCCAGCUCCCGCCCCCUCGCUCUCCAAAACACACAGGUUCGCACCAUACGCGUUGCCUGGCUUGGGAUCGGCAUUUGAGCAAGUGGCGCCGCGAGCGAGAAGCUUGAGCUCGUCACCAGCGAGGCCUCGGGCGGGGUCACCACCAGCGCGUGCGGCUUCUGCCGACCCUCCCCCCGAUCCUCCCACAUCCACCACAACAUCAACAGCCGCUACGCCUCCGGCCUCCGACCUCAAGAGCAUCGAGCGUAUGGUCAACGGCCUGGACGUCGAGACCCAGGACUGA
Molecule: messenger RNA, 2055 nt
Organism: Parnassius apollo (apollo)
Lineage: Eukaryota; Metazoa; Arthropoda; Insecta; Lepidoptera; Papilionidae
Source: the annotation of a GenBank genome assembly